UUCAGAAGUCAACAUUUCAGGCCAUUUGCUGGGAUAACAAUCAGAAAUAAAUAUGCCACCGAAGGCAAUUGGAAAAGGGAAGCAGGUUGCUCCUAAAGGUAAAGCAAGAGGGAAGGUCCCAGGAAAGGAUGGAGAUGACAUGACAGACAUGGGUGAUGGCACAGACCAAGAUGACUGGAUACAUUCCAAAGCCCUAGUCAAGCCAGAAGAUCAACUGGACCUUUCAGAGCAGCAAUUGAAAGAGGAGUUCACAAGAAUUCUUACAGCCAACAAUCCGCAUGCACCUCAAAACAUUGUGCGCUACAGCUUCAAGGAACGUCAGUACAAACAAAUUUCCAGUGUGGACCAGUUGGCCAUUCACUUCGCAUUGGAUGGAAACAUGCUUCACAAGGACUCAGAUGAGGCAAAGAGACAGAUGGCUAAACUUGGAAUGCCUGAUGCAGUCCAGAGUGAGCAUGCUGGAAGUGAAGGUGGGGAAGGGGCUGGAGCCGGUGCAGCUGACGGGGAAGAUGCUAAGGAAGAGGGAAAGGAUGAAGGGCGUGAUGAUGCUGCCACCCCUGCUCCAGCUGCUGCAUCUGGAGGAGGCAAAAAACUUACAAACCAGUUCAACUACAGUGAGAGAGCUUCCCAGACCUACAACAACCCCUACCGGGAGCGAGGCACUGCCACUGAACCUCCCCCAAGAGCCACAUUCUCUGGUAGCGUCACUCAGUGGGAAAUCUUCGAUGCUUACAAUGAGGAUUUUGAGAAACAGGAGAAAAAUAAAGAGAAGAAGGUGAUACCAGGAAGACAGGCUGAGGAGAAAACGAGAAAGAAACUCACCAUCACAGAAACCCAGAGUGAUGAUGUGACCAGAAUUCAAAAUGCAGCACAGAUUGUAGAGAGGAUGGUGAACCAGAAUACAUAUGAUGAUAUCGCUCAAGAUUUUAAAUACUGGGAUGAUCCAUCAGAUGAGUACCGUGAAAAUGAAGGCACACUCUUGCCACUCUGGAGAUUCACCUUUGAAAAGGCCAAGAAAUUGGCUGUCACUUCACUGUGUUGGAAUCCCAAGUACAAGGACCUUUAUGCAGUAUCUUUUGGCUCUUAUGACUUCAUGAAGCAAGGAAAUGGUAUGAUUUUGUUUUACUCCCUGAAGAACCCAUCCUUCCCUGAGUUUAUCUAUGAGACAGACAGCGGCCUGAUGUGUUUAGAUGUUCACCCAGAACACCCAUACCUAGUGGUGGUGGGUUACUAUGAUGGAAGUGUUGGCGUAUUCAAUAUUGAAUGCAAAGAACCAGUGCACAGAUGUACAGCAAAGAAUGGCAAGCAUACAGACCCAGUCUGGCAGGUUCGCUGGCAGAAGGAUGAUUUGGAAAACAAUCACAAUUUCUACUCUAUAUCCUCUGAUGGCAGAAUUGUUCAGUGGACCAUUAUCAAGAAUGAAUUGAUCUACCAGGAUGUGAUCCAGCUGACCUUACCUGAGGCACCAGCAGAAGGUCCUGAUGGUACGAAGGUCAGCACUGUUGGCUGUGGAACCGCAUUUGACUUCCACAAGAAGAAUGACUACAUGUUCCUGGUAGGUACCGAAGAGGGGAAAAUCCACACCUGCUCUAAAGCCUACAGUAGCCAGUUCCUGGAUACCAACCUAGCCCAUAACAUGGCUGUGUACCAGGUACGCUGGAACCCAUGGCAUCCGGACAUCUACAUCACAUGUAGUGCUGAUUGGACUGUGAAAAUCUGGGAAGUUAGCAACAAGACCACCGUAGAUACUAACUCGGAAAACGUUGAGAACGUCUCUUCCAGGAAAGCUUUGUUUACAUUUGACUUGAACAACUCUGUGGGCGAUGUGGCUUGGGCUCCAUAUUCCUCCACAGUGUUUGCUGCUGUGACAGCUGAUGGAAAGGUGUUUGUUUAUGAUCUGAACGUGAACAAGUAUGAGCCCCUAUGUGAACAGAUGGUGGCUGUGAAAAAGAAGACCAAGCUCACUCAUAUAGAGUUCAACCCUGUCUAUCCUAUUAUAAUUGUUGGUGAUGAUAGGGGUAAUGUUACAAGUUUGAAACUGUCUCCUAAUCUCAAGAAAAUGCCAAAGGAGAAAAAGGGCCAGCCUGCUAUGGACCCAGCCCAGAGAGAACAAUUGGAGAUCGCUAAGCUCGACAAACUGCUGAACAUGGUACGUGAACCAACAGAGGGAUCGAAACCACCCCCAGCAACUGAGAAGAAAUAGAUCUCAAUGGAAACGCAUAGGAAUUAACUCUAGAGACCAACGUGGAAAUUAACACUCUGUGUGUAACAAAACCAAUAUUGAAAACCAUGGCCAUCACCUGCAAGGAAUGGACACAGACUGUGUAAAAAAAACUAGGUGUAUACAAAGCAGGUUGGUAGGUUAUUUAUAGGAACAUGCAUGUAACAAAAUUAAGGUCAUGGAAAAGUGCUUUGGAUUGGUUUAAUUCAUCGGAUAUUUUGUGAUUUGCCGAGGAAGAAUACAACCUUCAUGUGAACAUCUUUUUGCAAAGCCAAAUGAUAUGAGUUUUUCAAACUUAAUACAGAAUGACACUAUGACUCACAUGUGACAUUCUUUCUCUUUUGAUGUAAUAUUACGCUAUUUUUAAUGAAAUGUGGACUUAGAUUGUAUUUGUUAUGUUAUUUUGCGAGUACAUUGGUGCUUGCCUUUACCGUAAACUUAAUUUAAGAUAUUUGUUUCA
Molecule: messenger RNA, 2681 nt
Organism: Ylistrum balloti
Lineage: Eukaryota; Metazoa; Mollusca; Bivalvia; Pectinida; Pectinidae
Product: dynein intermediate chain 2, ciliary-like
Exons: 20
Coding region: 53-2203 (716 amino acids)
Biological process (GO): outer dynein arm assembly; cilium movement
Cellular component (GO): outer dynein arm
Molecular function (GO): dynein light chain binding; dynein heavy chain binding
Source: RefSeq, a predicted model, not a curated record